This is a messenger RNA of Helicoverpa zea (corn earworm), 1394 nucleotides long. It is a transcript of the gene wmd, whose product is annotated as serine-threonine kinase receptor-associated protein. Gene Ontology annotation, cellular component: SMN complex. Bases 121 to 1095 code for a protein of 324 amino acids. Gene Ontology annotation, biological process: spliceosomal snRNP assembly. Gene Ontology annotation, molecular function: protein binding; RNA binding. Lineage: Eukaryota; Metazoa; Arthropoda; Insecta; Lepidoptera; Noctuidae. The transcript is spliced from 8 exons. The record is from RefSeq and is a predicted model, not a curated record.
UUUCCGUCAGUCGAUUGUCAACAUUCAGUACGAUCAGACUCAUUAGGUUAAUUUUUAGUUAACAACAAAGAUAAUUAGUUUUAUUUUCAAAAAGUACAACAAACAAAAUUAAGAAACAAAAUGACAACAUUCAAGCAAGUUCCUCUUACAUGCGGUGGCCAUACUAGACCAGUCGUGCAUUUGGAUUUUAGUGACGUUACAAAAGAUGGAUAUUAUUUAAUUUCGGCUUGCAAAGAUGGCAAGCCCAUGUUACGACAAGGUGAAACAGGUGAUUGGAUUGGCACGUUUGAAGGUCAUAAAGGCGCUGUGUGGGGGGUAGCUUUGACUCAAAAUGCUAAUCUUGCUGCAAGUGGAGCAGCUGAUUUCUCAGCAAAAAUAUGGGAUGCUCGCUAUGGUGAAGUGGUGCAUACGUUUGACCAUGAGCACAUAGUGAAAAGUGUAAACUUCAACGCUGACGACACCAUGCUCCUCACCGCCAGUAACGAGAAACUCAUACGAGUAUUUGACCUCAACAAACCUGAAGCAGGAGCUUUGGAGAAAAUAAGCGCGCAUACGAGUAGCAUCAGACAUGCAGUCUUCCUUCAUAACUCACGCAUUGUAAGUGUGAGUGAUGACCUUACAAUGAGAGUCUGGGAUCGUACCAGUGGACAGGAGGUCCAAAAAGUUGAAUUCCCUACAAUUCCGAACAGUUUAGAACUGUCACGAGAUGGGGCUAUAUUAACAGUAGCUCAUGGUACAAACGUGUCGUUUUACUCUUCGGACACAAUGCGCAAGAUGCGCGAGUUCCCCGUGCCCACGAAGUGCUACUCCGCGUCACUCGCGCCCAGCCGCGCCACCUUCGUGUGCGGCGGCGAAGACUUGAAAGUCUAUAAGUUUGAUUAUAAUACGGGGACGGAACUUGAAUCAAACAAAGGUCACUUCGGUCCAGUCCACUGCGUGCGAUGGUCGCCGGACGGCGAGCUGUACGCGACGGGGUCGGAGGACGGCACGGUGCGGCUGUGGCAGGCCGUGCCGGGCCGCGUGUACGGCCUGUGGCGCCGCAGCAAUGAUACCACGCCCGUCAUCAACGGGUUCAAGGAGGUCGCUGCUAAUUGAUGCUACUGGCCCCUUCCAUACGGAUCAUGGAGCAGUGACAGUGCAAUCAAAAUUGUUCACUUGGUGGCAUCACUGUGUUGUGGUGUAGUUGUCACCAGGCCAUGUGUAUAAUGAACUUAAGGGGGACUAGCCUGAAAAAUCAAGACUUUUUAAGUAUUCAAGGUAAAUUUUAAGAGUUUGUGUUGUUUAUUUUUUUGCAACACUAAUUUUUUAUACUCAGACCUAAUGUAUUUAUUGUAAAAAGGAACUAAAUAGACUUGAUAUGCAACAAAAUAAAGUGAUUUGUAAAUAUUUUAAGA